UCUCUUUAAUGGGGAGCCAGAGAAACGGGUUCAAGAAAGAAAGCUUCAUUUUGUCGGCGGACGUCGGUACCACGUCAAUCAGAUGUCACGUCUAUGACAAGGAGGCAAACGUGCGAGGAUCAUGCUCCACCAAGGUUGCUCCCUUGUAUCCCGAGGUGGGACAUGUGGAGUUGGACCCGGAGGCUUUGUGGAACGGCUUCGUCUGGGUGAUCAGAGGAGCGGUGCAGGAUGCAAGAGUGCACAUGACACAGAUACAGGCCCUGGGCAUCUCAACACAACGAGGCACCUUUACCACGUGGGACAGGAAAACUGGAGUUCCCUUCCACAACUUCAUCAGUUGGCAGGAUCAGCGUGCUGCAGACCUGGUGAAGUCCUGGAAUAGAUCCUAUACCUUGAAAGGAAUCCAUGGUAUGACGAAGAUGCUGUAUUUCCUGACUAGGCAGAAGCGCUUGCUUGCCGCAAGUCUUAUCGUCUUCUCUACUCAGCAUGUUACCUUCCGCCUUGUCUGGGCCUUAACACACUACAAGCAGGUUCGCCAAGCGGUAGCUGAAGGCAACUGCUGCUUUGGAACAAUAGACACCUGGCUGCUGUUUAAACUCACAAAAGGACAUGUCCACGCCACCGAUUACUCUAAUGCCAGCUCUACAGGGAUUUUUGACUCUUAUCAGAUGUGCUGGAGUGGCUUCCUCUGCUCUCUUGUUUCUCUGCCUCUUCCUAUUUUCCCCAAAGUAGAAAAUACAAACCACAACUUUGGCUUCACAGACCCGUCUCUCUUCGGUGUUCCUAUUCCCAUCAUGUCAGUGAUGGCAGACCAGCAGGCGGCAAUGUUUGGAGAGUGUUGCUUCGAAGUUGGUGAUGUAAAAAUCACCAUGGGAACGGGGACCUUCAUGGAUAUUAACACAGGGAACAAACCUCACACUUCUGUAGCAGGCCUGUACCCUCUGGUGGGCUGGAAGAUUGGCCAGGAGGUGGUGUACCUGGCAGAAGGCAAUGCAGCAGACACCGGCAAAGCCAUCACCUGGGCACAGGAGCUGGACCUCUUCUCUGAUGUGCAGGACACCAGCGCCAUAGCGUACAGUGUCAGUGACUCUGAUGGUGUGUGCUUUGUACCUUCCUUCAGCGGCCUACAGGCUCCUCUGAACGAUCCUAAAGCAUGUGCUUCCCUCAUGGGCCUUAAACCUUCCACAACCAAAAGCCAUCUAGUUCGUGCCAUAUUGGAGUCUAUUGCUUUCAGAAACAAGCAGCUGUAUGAGACCAUGCUAAGAGAAACCUGCAUCCCUAUCAGAAAGAUCAGGGUGGAUGGUGGUGUAUCUUCCAACGACUUUAUCAUGCAGCUGACCUCAGAUCUGUUUAGCAGAAAGAUAGCCCGACCCCAACAUCAUGAGAUGUCGUGUUUGGGGGCUGCUUUCGUAGCUGGACUGGGAGUAGGUUUCUGGAAGACCAGGGAUGAGUUGAAAAAGCUCCAAAACACAGAUAGAGUGUUUGUCCCCAAAGGUGCUAACAAGGAAGGUGCUGGCAGCCAGAGCCGGGAGUACGUCCACGCCCUCCAGAGCUGGGAGAGGGCCAUCCGGCGCUCCAUGAAUUGGUACAGCAAGUCUUGAUAGGUCCAGUACCAGUCUGCUGGAGGCCGACCACCUCCACAGCCUUGAUUUGCACACUAAUUAUGAUACCUGCACUUGAUUUCUUGACACCGUAGUGGCCUCAUCUGUCAUUUAUUCCAACUCUAAAGUCACUGGUGCCUCUUCAUCUAGUUAUUUUUUUUUUUCAGAUAGUUAGAUUUUUGACAUUUCCCCACCUGGGGGCGCUAAUCACCAGCUUUAAUUUAUGGACUUGUAGCAAUCAUCUGUAAGAAAUUAAAAUGAUUUACAUCACACUCGUACACAAUCCUCCUCAGGACUGAAGAAGGCUCCUGGGCCUUUGGGUCAUGAUACCGCAGUAUUCAAAAAGGUUCCAGAGCGGUUGUUACAAGCUCUGUCAACCAACAAAGUUCAAUGUUUACUGGUGCCUCUUCAGUGUAACAAGGUGUUUUCGCUCAGUGGUUGUCCAAAGACAAGUCCAAAAUUUUACCAUGUCCAAAUAUGUUGACUUUACCUCCAGACCACCUCUUAUAAUUUUAAACUCUAUGCACUUAUUGUAAAACUAAAUGCCAAUAGUAAACUUAAGAUAAUGUGACUGGAACAAAUCCAAUUGGUGCAUGUUUCUCUCUUAAGGGGAUUUCACUGGAUUAAAGUCAUUUAAAUUUCUCCUUCAGUUAAAUAAAUGCAGCAGACGUCUCCAAUGAGAGAGAAAACACUUUGCCAAAUCUUUAGAUUUUACAGAUAUUAAAACUGUUAUUAGCUGUUUUUUGUAGGGUUUUAACUGUGUGUCAACUAUGGAACAACUUGAUCACAUCAAAGAUUUUCGGUUAUUUAGAAACAAGUUGAUCAGGGACACAAACAAUAACUGCUGGCAGAUUUGCACAUGUUGGUUUUAAGUGUCGUACUUUGUCAGGUGCAGGCCUUUGUUCCAGUGCCGUAAGUCUAAUGUCAUAUGAUACAGUUUUGACCCAGGUUGUUUGACCUGAUGAACUCUGAUGACUGCAAUGACUGUUCUAAUUGUGGUUUUAUUAAACGUGCCUAUUAUGUAAUCUAAUUACUGAAAAUAACAUGCUGUGAAUCUGACUGUGUAAACGUUGGGCUUCCUUGUGUAUUGUUUGUCUUUCUCUUUGUGCCUGUUGGCCUGUAAUGUAAGGAAAAUUGUGUUUCAUGCUGCAAAUAACUUUUCAGGUGUCACAUGAAACUUCAUUCACUUGUUAAUGACUUGUGUCACUGCAAAAUAAAUGGUUUUGUAUUUAAUAAGGUA
Betta splendens (Siamese fighting fish) is the source of this 2841-nucleotide messenger RNA. RefSeq names its product glycerol kinase 5 (gene gk5). The transcript is spliced from 16 exons. Lineage: Eukaryota; Metazoa; Chordata; Actinopteri; Anabantiformes; Osphronemidae. Gene Ontology annotation, molecular function: glycerol kinase activity. Gene Ontology annotation, biological process: glycerol-3-phosphate biosynthetic process; glycerol metabolic process; triglyceride metabolic process. The coding region runs from base 9 to 1601 and encodes 530 amino acids. The record is from RefSeq and is a predicted model, not a curated record. Gene Ontology annotation, cellular component: mitochondrion.